Sinocyclocheilus anshuiensis is the source of this 485-nucleotide messenger RNA. Its product is annotated as 39S ribosomal protein L9, mitochondrial-like. The record is from RefSeq and is a predicted model, not a curated record. Gene Ontology annotation, molecular function: structural constituent of ribosome. The transcript is spliced from 4 exons. The coding region runs from base 86 to 406 and encodes 106 amino acids. Lineage: Eukaryota; Metazoa; Chordata; Actinopteri; Cypriniformes; Cyprinidae. Gene Ontology annotation, cellular component: ribosome. Gene Ontology annotation, biological process: translation.
AGAGGGAAAGCCACCCAGACUACAUCCCCGGCGACACAGGGUGUACCGCUUGCUUGACGACACAAAACACAAACCCCAGGACAAAAUGGAGCUCAUCCUCACUCAGACGGUGCCCAAGCUUGGUGGACGAGGUGCGACAGUUUUUGUGAAAAAAUCAGUGGGCCGCAACAAACUGCUACCCCAAGGUCUGGCUGUCUAUCCAUCACAAGAAAAUAAAGACAUGUUUGCAGAGGAAAUAAGGCUACUUCGGGAGGGACGACCCGAGGACAGAGUCCAGACACGCACAGGACAGCUAACUGUUGAAUUCUUGAAGAAAACUCAGCUUGAAGUUCCCGUGCACACUUCAAUUCAGUACUCGCUCACUAAAGAGAUCAUUUGCAGACAGUUUCUUAGACGGGUAAGAUAGAAAAAGGGAAGUAUAUUGGAAGCAGUAAUUUUGUCAACUCAGAAUCUUAAAAGCAUGAAAUUUAAUAACCAGAAACAAC